AUAUAUUGGCACUCUGCAACCCUGCCGCGAGUCGAAUUUGCACUGUUGCCAUCCAUAUCUAACCCAUUAGAUAUUCUGAAGUAUUGUUACCAGCCAGAAUGGCAGAUCAUAUCUUCAAUGAUGAUGCACCCGCCGCUCCACCAGGCCCAAAUCCUGACGGCACUAAAAAUUUCAGUCACAUGUCCAUGAACCAGGCUGAAGAGGAAGUCUUCAGGAAACUCAUCCGUGCCGACGAUAGCUACGAUGAGAAUGGCGUCUACUGGGCUGACAUGAAAAUUGGAAGGCGCGCCAAGUUCGUCGGCAAGGUUGACCGCGAGGAAGCUUCGAGGGAACUCAAGUCGAUUGGCAGGAUGAUCAAGAAGGACCCUCUUAGCCCCGUCGGAGCCUAUGUCCGAAAUAUGGUGAUUCCUGGUGCAGGUCUUCUACUGGAAGGUUACGUUCUCUUCUCCAUUGGUACUAUCCGACCUCUGCUCCAAGCCGCAUUCCCUGCCUGUUGGAAGCACUUCGAAACUUGCGACGAAACAUGGACCCAAGCUGUCGAUUAUUUAGAGAUCGUUGGUAUCAUCGUCGGCCAAAUCCUGGUCGGUGUCAUUGGCGAUUGGAUCGGUCGACGAUGGGGUCUUCUACAAGAUGCCACCAUCAUGUUUAUUGGUCUGCUCAUGCUCACUGCGGCAUGGGGAGUCACGGAAAACGGAUGGGUCAUCUGUUAUGUCUGGUCACUGUUCUUCUAUGGUAUCGGUGUGGGUGGUGAAUACCCCAUGACUGCUACCUCUGGAAUGGAAAACGCUGUCGGUUCCGGCAAGGUCAGUACCAGAGACGAUCGUCUGCACCGUGGCCGCAAAGUUACCAGUGCCUUUCUGAUGCAGGGUUGGGGUCAAUUCCUCAACCAGGUCAUCCUCAUCCUUCUACUCUUGAUCUUUCACCACGGCAGCGGUAACCCUCCAUACUCCAAAGUGGCCGCUCAAUGGACGUAUCGUGUCAGCUUUGCCAUCCCUGCCGUCGGAACUCUCUGGCUUGUCUACUACCGUGCUUACAAGAUGCCAUCGGCGAGUAAGCAGCUUAUGAUCGCCAAGAAGAAGUCGAAAGUCACCGGCUACGACACAAGGUCGCUCAAGAUGUGUAUGACCCACUUUGGCGGGCGUCUGUUCGCUACUGCCAUGGCAUGGUACUUUAACGACGUCUUUUUCUACGGGAACAAGCUUUUCCAGAACGAAUUCAUUAAAGUUUUGACUCCUGGAAACAACGCUGUUAUGGUAGGCUGGCUGUAUAAUCUUAUCAACAUCGGCGUUUCCCUUGUUGGUUACUAUCUCGCCUCCUUCCUUAUUGACAACAAGCUCUAUGGCCGCAAGUGGAUGAUGGUCGUUGGGUUUUUCUGCGACUUCGUCUUGUUUGUCGUCCCGGCAUUUAAUUACGACUUCUUCCUACAAAAGGAAAAUAUUCACGCCUUCCAGGCUAUGUAUUUUCUGUCAUCCUUCUUCAAUCAGUUCGGUCCAAACUCUGUCACCUUCCUCGUCGCCGCAGAGGUGUUCCCUACUCCAGUGCGUGCCACAGCUCACGGUUUCUCUGCCGCUGUAGGUAAGCUCGGCGCCCUGACCGCUGCCGUACUAUACAAUUAUAUCGACAACCCGACCAAAUUUAAGGUCGUGCCCUGGUUCGGUCUCGCUGGUGCCCUCGUCACUCUCAUUUGGAUGCCGGAUACCACCGGCCUGGAUCUCAAGGAACAAGAACGCCGCUGGCGCUAUCUCAUCGCGGGUCGCGCUCAAGAAUACCAUGGUGUCGCGGUGCACCCAAAGCACUUAUCUUGGUGGGAGCGCAUGUGGGGCAUCGGCAAACUGUGGGAUGCGGAGAAGGACUUUGCAGCACAGGUCGAAGAUAUGCGUGGAGAGUGGGAAGAGAGUGAGAAGGACAAGGGAAGAGAGGAUGGGGACGGACUGAACGAGGAGGGAGAGGAAUAUGGCGAGCAUGUUGCGUCAUAUUUUAGGAGAACUGGCAGCAACACAGGCGGGGUCAAGGCCACACGUGAAAUCCGGGAGAAGAGCGAUCUGAACAGCGACACCCAGAGUGAUGAGGUUAAAGAGAAGGAAAGUCAUUGAGGUAUAUAUUCAAACCCUACGUGUCUGUAUGAGUUCGUCAGUAUGGGAUACUUCAGAAUCAUAACGUCAUAGCAGUUGAACAAUCAGACUCGAUGAUUUAUUCUAAUCAUGCCCUGGACGCCGUCUGCUAAUGGCUGACUGUUUAUGAUCAAGCCCCGUCAUUACGAAACAGCGAUAGGAUACAGCAUUUAAAGGCUUACAAUCAGGGGUCAAGGGCAA
Molecule: messenger RNA, 2312 nt
Organism: Pseudovirgaria hyperparasitica
Lineage: Eukaryota; Fungi; Ascomycota; Dothideomycetes; Acrospermales; Acrospermaceae
Product: phosphate:H+ symporter
Exons: 3
Coding region: 99-2093 (664 amino acids)
Biological process (GO): transmembrane transport
Cellular component (GO): membrane
Molecular function (GO): transmembrane transporter activity
Source: RefSeq, a predicted model, not a curated record